AUCCAAUGCAUACAACUUCACCAUCUCUGCAGACCCUUUAAAACAAGCUUCUGUUACCAUAAAACUUAUUUCAAACCUUAUUAUAUGUUGAAUUUUAACACCCAAGUAAAACCUAAAGAUGUCUCAAGUUUAUCCCCAUCAGCUGGCUGAUACUACCCAAAACCACCAUUCCCCAAAAACCUUCACUGUAUGGAAGAAAGCACUAUUUUUCACUGGCAUAGGUUUUACAGCCUUCGAUUCAUCAGGAAACCUAAUCUUCAGGGUAGAAGAUUCUACUCCCACUGUCAAACGAGAGCUGCUUAUAAUGGAUGCUCUUGGAAAUCCUCUUCUGCUGUUACGCCGCAAGGUUGUGAGUCUUCAUCACAGAUGGAAUGGCUAUAUCUGUAAUGGGGAUUCAGGCAAAGUGCGGGUUUUUAGCAUCAAGAGAUCGUCCAUUAUCUCUGCAACGACAUCCAUUGAUGUCUUUGUUAAUUGUUCCUACGCUAACUAUUUUCCAAGGCAGUGUGAUUAUCACAUUGAGGGCUCAUUCAAAGAACGUUCCUGUGCAAUUUAUAACCGCUCAAGAAGCAUUGUGGCACAGGUUAAAAGGAAACGUGCCAGCUGUGAUGUUCUGCUGGACAAGGAUGUGUUUAGUGUGGUGAUUUAUCAGGGUUUUGAUCCAGCUUUGAUUCUGAGCUGGAUCGUUGUUGUUGACAUUAUUAAUAGUGAGGAUCUUAAUCGUAUCAGACAAACAGCACUUUACUCCUCGUUCAGAUCAUACCAGUUAUCCAAGAAAGGGUAUCUGGAAAAGGAAGAUAAAUGUUCCAACAGUGAAUCUGAAGCUUUGGAGAAAAGUGGGGAUGAAAGAAAAGGUCUCAGAUUAUUGAACCAAUGAGCUGUGUUGGACAUAUUCAAUGAUCUGAGAAGGAUCUGUAUUUAAGUGUGCUACUGCAUAUAAGUUUUGAUGGAUGUUUGAUAUUUUCAUAUGGUAAUGAAAAUUUCAGUAGUUAAAAUUGUUAGAUCCCUUCCACAGUUAGAUCCUUAAUAAAUUUUUGUAUCACACAUGCUAUUUUCAGAAGAA
Messenger RNA from Cryptomeria japonica (Japanese cedar), 1060 nucleotides. Its product is annotated as protein LURP-one-related 12. The transcript has 3 exons. Lineage: Eukaryota; Viridiplantae; Streptophyta; Pinopsida; Cupressales; Cupressaceae. The record is from RefSeq and is a predicted model, not a curated record. Bases 119 to 874 code for a protein of 251 amino acids.